AUGUGCAGCUGGAAAACGGCGCUGCAGGUGCUAGAGGACAUAUGCUGCGCCUGCGAGUCGAAACUCAUGCAACAGCUUUCCGGUCGCGCCGGCGGCACACUGUCUGGUGCAGACAUCUCAGCGCUUGGUUUCGAGUGGUUCAAGUCGCUGCGCGACCUACUCCAGUUCGACAAUGAUUCUUCCGCCUUGCUCGAUCAUCCGCACUGGGGUGCUUUCUGGAACUUAUCACGGAGGCCAUACCUCAACAGGGUCUGGAUCGUUCAGGAGAUGAGAUUGGCCAACGAACCCGUCUUUGUAUCGGCCGAUAUCAUCUUCAUGGCCCAGGUUUUACGUGCGCUGGGAACUCGACCACGUUUUGAAGAGCUAUUUUCUGAGGGAAAAAUAUGGGACGUUCAGCUGGAGCGGCUGAAGCGCUCCGCAACGGACAUGCGAGACCACGUCUACGGGGUGCUUCGUAUUUCAAGCCUAAGCCUCAAGUGGAUUACAACAAGUUGGUGA
Parathielavia appendiculata is the source of this 498-nucleotide messenger RNA. RefSeq lists its product as uncharacterized. The coding region runs from base 1 to 498 and encodes 165 amino acids. The transcript has 2 exons. NCBI's taxonomy places the organism in Eukaryota, Fungi, Ascomycota, Sordariomycetes, Sordariales, Chaetomiaceae. The record is from RefSeq and is a predicted model, not a curated record.